Molecule: messenger RNA, 962 nt
Organism: Chironomus riparius
Lineage: Eukaryota; Metazoa; Arthropoda; Insecta; Diptera; Chironomidae
Source: the annotation of a GenBank genome assembly
AUUAAUUUGAAUUCAGUUUUACCAUUAAAAUCAAACACAUGUUUUGAAAAUAAAACAAAAUUUUUUAAAAAAUAAUUUUAUUCAAUUAAAAGUGGUUAAUUAUAGUAUAUUAAACGAUGGUCGUAUUCACAUGCAAUCACUGCGGUGAAAGCCUUAAAAAACAAGUCGUAGACAAGCAUAAAUUUCGCUGUAGAAAGGAUAUUUCUGUUUCUUGCAUGGAUUGUUUUAAAGAUUUUUAUGGUGAUGAAUAUAAUGUCCAUAAUACAUGUAUUACUGAGGCACAGAGGUAUUCAGGCAAAGAUUAUGUACCGAAAGCUAAUCAAAAUAAAGGACAGAAGAAACAGGAAGCUUGGGUUGACGUGAUUAGGUCGAUUGGUGAAAAGAAUGCAAAUCUCUCACAAGGUGUCACAAAUGUCCUGCAGACAAUAUCAUCUUAUGACAAUAUUCCUCGUAAAAAAGCAAAGUUCUUAAAUUUUAUGAAGAAUUCCUUUAAAUAUUUUAAAUACAAUGAAUUGGAGGAAGCUUGGGAUCUGCUGAAAGUUGCUUUAAAGGAAAACAAGCCUGAGCCAAAGCCACAGAAUGGAACUACAAAUGGCAAUGCGAAUAAACGCAAAAUUGAGGAUGAAGUGCAGCCUGAAGAAAAUGGAACUAAAGCAAAGAAGAAAAAGGUCGACGAUGAAGUUAAAGCUGAAAAUGGUAAUACACAGGAGGAAACAGCUGAGAAAUUUAAUUGGACUGAAGUUAUACGAAGCAUACUCGUCAAUAAAAAUAACGAAAUCAAGCUGUCAAAAUUGAAGAAGAAAGUUCUUAAUCGAUACAAGAAAUUUUCCGGAAGUGAAAUUAGCGAAAAGCUAGAAAGUAAAUUUAGUAAGAAGUUGAAGAAAUCAAAAGGAUUCGUUGUAGACAAUGAAAAAGUUAAAUUAAUUGAAUAAAGUAAUGAUGAAUUUUAUAUUAAAAUUUAA